CCUUGUAUUUUUUCUUCCUUAAUAACACCACCACGACGGCACCACCACCACCACCUCCACAUCCUCGACCUGCCGCCGUGCUCUUCCUCCGUCUCUCUGUUUAUUGGGUUUUCGGCAUCUGUUCUGGGCAUACUUAUACAGGGAUAGGAGUAAUUGUGUAUGUUUUAAGGAUUCUACUUCUUCUUUUUUUCUGGUUUUGGAAGUUUGGUAAUGGCGACGGCGCCUGUGAAGUCGCAUCCUCUUCACAACUUUAGCUUUUCUUUACUUAAAUGGGGGAAGCACGGCACUGCUACUGAUCAGCGGCGUGGUUCGCCGGAGUUAGAAUCUGAUUCAGAGCCGCCGCGGCAUACUCGGGUCGGGUCGCGUUCUGCUCGUGUUCAGCGGGUGUCGUUCACGACGAAACCCAUCGGGCAACAUCGACAACAGCAACAGGAGGAUGGUUCUGUUCAGCUGGAGGAGGAGACGCAGCUGAAGAAUCCGCGGCAGGAGGACGCCGUCUUGCCGGCGAGGCAGCGGAAACAGGCGGUAGGUGAUGUGAAAGAAGGUAAUGAAACAGGGGAGGAAGAGGAGGAACAUGAGGAGGAGGAGACGGCGAAGAGACCGUGGAAUUUGAGGCCGAGGAAGGCGGAGACCAUGGUGACGGUGGCAGUGGAAAAGCAGAGCGAGAUUGCAGUGACGGCUCCAAAGUCGAUGAGAUUGAGGGGUCUCGCAGAGAAUGGAGUGGGAGUUGGGGAAAAGAAGGAGAAGAGGAAGUUUUGGAUAGCCUUGUCCAGAGAGGAGAUUGAGGAGGAUGUCUACGCGAUGACGGGGUCGAGGCCCGCCAGGAGGCCGAAGAAAAGGCCAAAGAACGUACAGAAACAGCUCGAUAGCGUUUUCCCUGGGUUGUGGCUGGUGGGUACGUCGGCGGACGCUUACCGUGUUGCUGAUUCUCUUGUUAAGAAGUAGAUCUGCUUGCAGGCUCUAAUUUAUUACCAUAGAUAGAGGAGUAGAUAUGAUCUUAGUUUCAAAAUAUGGAUAACUGGAGCGCUUGCAGAUGGUGGAAACAUGUCAACCUAGCACAUGAGACAUUGAGACCUCAAUUUGAGGCUUCCCUACAUGGUUGGGGGGCAGCAUAGCAAGCUGUGUAGUUAUUAUCCAAUCCCUUUUUGGAUAUGGUUAAUAUUGGAGGCACUGCAUUCUUCCUACUUCCGGAAGAGCUAUUCCUCUAUUUAUUUGAGCUUCACCAAAAGGAGCAAUGAGGUUGAAAAUUUAUAUAUUUUGCCUCUAUUAUGGUUCAUUAUAUAUCGCUGAUAAUGAGCAUUGUUAGUCUUUUAAAUCUAACAUUUUAGCAUGCUGGAAAAUCUUGCUAAUGUUCUUAUCACUGUUCUUCAUCCAUGUACCACAUUUUCUAAGUGUUACCAUGGUUGUUGUGGCAUCUCACAACAAUGAUUUUGUAACCCACUUAAGAAUCUUCAUAGCAAUAUGGUUCAUUUGA
Rubroshorea leprosula is the source of this 1474-nucleotide messenger RNA. Lineage: Eukaryota; Viridiplantae; Streptophyta; Magnoliopsida; Malvales; Dipterocarpaceae. The record is from the annotation of a GenBank genome assembly.